AAGAUAUGGUCGAUCUACCCAUCCCACAUCUACCAAAGAUGCGGGACGACCACGACGGUGACGUGUACCUCUACAUACGCGACACACUUGUCAACAAAGUCGUGGUGGGGGACCCUUACCCCAUCCACGUUCCGCGCGGGGUUUGGUACCGCGAGGCGCUCAAGGGCGCCAUCAAGGGUGUCAUGGCCUGCUUGUUUCCGGCGGCGGUGGUCGGUGCUGCGCUUGCGUCCUUGUCGAUGCUAGCGCCACAGGCACCCCGCAUGGUGCGGUCGGCCAAGCUACUGACGGACAAGGUGGUCAGCCGCAUUUUGCCGGCACCAUCUGCCCAAGAUGCCCGCAAGGGCUUGCGGAUCGAUGAGAUCGUCCAGCUCGGCGAUCCGCAGCGGACGUACGGUGGCAGCAAGACGGUCGUUAACCAAGACGGCGACAAGGUCCUCCGCGGCUCUGCCGAAAACAUCGCUGCUUAUGAGCGCGAGAUGGCAGCGACGGCCACCAACCGCUUGACGUAGGACCCAAUUUUCCUUUUUGUAAUAUAAGCUAACAUUUGUCCCCC
Molecule: messenger RNA, 553 nt
Organism: Saprolegnia parasitica CBS 223.65
Lineage: Eukaryota; Oomycota; Saprolegniomycetes; Saprolegniales; Saprolegniaceae
Exons: 1
Coding region: 6-509 (167 amino acids)
Source: RefSeq, a predicted model, not a curated record